AUGGAGAGAAUAGGCGAAAGGCUAUUGCCUGAAGAUAGCGCGCGUGUUGCAGAGGAGGAGCGGGAGCGGCGCCGACGCCGCUUGAUGGCAACGGUCUCUGGUGGCGAUUUCAUGAAGCUCUCGAUGAUGAAGCGACCAGACUCCAACUACUAUGACACAGAGCACGGCCACCAGCGUGGGGAGCAGCGACGCGGGGGCGACCGCAAUGUCUCCGGCGGAGGUGGCGCGCGCGGCGGCGACGGCCGAAACUUCACCGCCGGCGGCGGUGGCGGCGGCGGAGGAGGAGGCGGAGCGGGCGGCCGGUCCGCCGCAGCUGCACCUCACCCUGCAGUUCGUGGGCGGUGA
Molecule: messenger RNA, 345 nt
Organism: Gryllus bimaculatus (two-spotted cricket)
Lineage: Eukaryota; Metazoa; Arthropoda; Insecta; Orthoptera; Gryllidae
Source: the annotation of a GenBank genome assembly